AUGGAGAAGGAAGGUGGACUGCUCGAAGCUGGGGUUGUGAACCAGACACUGCCUUUGGAAGAGGAGAUGGAGGAAGCGUCAAGAAGGAGCGCGCUGGCCGUUUUGGAUACUAAGGAAACUGUUCAAGCAGAAUCCUAUGAGAGACCCUUCAGGGUCGCUUUGGAGGAAGUUGUGGUGGAGAAGCAGCCUAAAGUGGUUGAGGAGAAGAAGAUCAAAGAGAAGAGGGUUGAAGAAGAUGAGCAAGCCCAUCCAAUCAAGAAGAAAGAAAGGAGUGAAAGAAGGGAACGUAGGCAGAAGAAGGGAUGCCUGAAGAAGGAGGAAGAUAGAAGAAAGAGGGCUGAGAGCCCAGAACGGGACGGAGAAUCCACCUCCGUAAGAGGAGAGAAGGGGGAGUCAGCAAAAUCGAGAGAAUCAGCACUACCCGAGGAGGAAACAACGAAAAUAAGAUUGGUUGCGACUGAUGAUGGAGAAGAUGCAGACAUCACCCUCAUGACGCGGCGUCAUAGGGAGAAUGCGCCGCAAGGGUCAAUAGUCGACCCACCAAUUGUGCAAGAUACGUUAGAAGAGAAGGAGAGGAGAAGAAAAGAGGAGGAAGAAAAGUAA
Benincasa hispida (wax gourd) is the source of this 603-nucleotide messenger RNA. Lineage: Eukaryota; Viridiplantae; Streptophyta; Magnoliopsida; Cucurbitales; Cucurbitaceae. The record is from RefSeq and is a predicted model, not a curated record.